Lentinula edodes (shiitake mushroom) is the source of this 537-nucleotide messenger RNA. RefSeq lists its product as uncharacterized. The transcript is spliced from 3 exons. The coding region runs from base 1 to 537 and encodes 178 amino acids. The record is from RefSeq and is a predicted model, not a curated record. Lineage: Eukaryota; Fungi; Basidiomycota; Agaricomycetes; Agaricales; Omphalotaceae.
AUGAGCAUCGCGAUCUCCCGUCUCGCAGAGAUAAAGCAAAUCCCCUACUAUCGCAUCGCCGUGCUGCAAUCCUUCGAUAACGUGAUGUUUGUCGUAGACAAGGAAGACCUCGAAGUUGGUACUAGUGGAUUUCCGCCUGCUACCACUCCAUCCAACGUCGGAGAGGUGUCUCCUCUUCCAGAACGAUCUAAUGUACUGAAUAUCCUCUUCCAAUAUGUCGGCACCCAGAGUCAUCAACCUGUGCUGGAUCAAAUCGAGUUUGCGUUGAUAUUGAAGGUCGCUGAAGCCGCAGAAAAAUACGAAGUGCACAAAGCGAUUGUGGCCGUCCAAUUCAAACUUAGGAAGUUCCUCAAAAGCAACCCACGAGAACUUUUACACUUUGCCUUGACUUAUUGGAAUCCAGGACUCGUUGAAGAAGUUGCUCCUUUCAUGGUGAAUACACCCUUGCAAGAGAUGGAAAUUCUUAUGAAGCAUUGUCCUCGUCUAUUUCUGAAAUGGGUGUGUCUUGAUCAUUUGUAUCUAAAUCCAUCAUGCUAA